Messenger RNA from Penicillium manginii, 1137 nucleotides. Its product is annotated as exosome non-catalytic core subunit RRP42. Gene Ontology annotation, biological process: nuclear polyadenylation-dependent rRNA catabolic process; U4 snRNA 3'-end processing; nuclear mRNA surveillance. The coding region runs from base 1 to 1137 and encodes 378 amino acids. The transcript is spliced from 2 exons. The record is from RefSeq and is a predicted model, not a curated record. NCBI's taxonomy places the organism in Eukaryota, Fungi, Ascomycota, Eurotiomycetes, Eurotiales, Aspergillaceae. Gene Ontology annotation, cellular component: nuclear exosome (RNase complex); cytoplasmic exosome (RNase complex).
AUGUCCAACCAAAGACAAGCCUCCUCCGCCUCGCAAACCCCGCACCUCUCCCCAGCCGAGCUCUCCUACCUCUACACCUCACUCUCGCUCCCAAAAUCCCCCAUCCGCCCCGAUGGCCGCUCACCAACUCAAUUCCGCCCCCUGACAGCCGAAUCAAACAUCCUCCCCGGCACAAACGGCAGCGCGCGCAUCGGAUUCGCGGACGGAACGCAGGCCAUCGUCGGCGUGAAGGCGGAGGUUGAAAAGACCGUUCUGUCGACCGAUACGCUUGCGUCUGGGGAAGGGGGGGAGUCGACGGCUGCGACUUCGGGCCAUGGGUCGUGGGUGCAGAUGUCUAUUGAGAUCCCUGGGUUUCGGGACGACGAUGCGCUGCCGGUAUUUUUGUCGGAGAUGAUGCGCGAGUCGUUGGUUGGGGCUGUUGUUGAGGGUGGGGAUGGGGGUGGUGAUGUUAUGAUGGCUGGUGGGUUGAAGGGGAGGUUGGUUAUUAAUAAACGGUGGCAUUGGCGACUGUAUAUUGACGUGCUGCUUCUCUCUCAACCACUCUCAUAUCCGCUGCCACUGCUCUCUCUCACGACACAUCUCGCUCUUUUGUCGACCAAGUUGCCGAAACUGAAGUCGCAAGGUGAGGAGGACCCUUUCUUCGACGACGACUGGGAGGUUGCGGAGUAUUUGUACCCGCGUGGUUCGAAGCUGAAGGCUACUUCCGGUCUUGCGUCACAAUAUGUUCGACCCCCGGUGACGCUGCUUGUUGUCUCUGUCGGCGAGAAUGUGAUUUUCGAUCCGAGCAGGGAAGAAAUUGCCGUCGCGGACGCAGUUCUUGCCAUCUCUGUUACUAGAGAUACGGAGGCUGGGAACUUGAAAUUGCUUUCUAUUCGCACCAUCGACCCGCCUUCUCGUCUUACGCAGCCUGCUGUGCCUAACUCUGAGAAUGUGAAUAUGCUCGGUGCCACUGCUCCGACGGAGGAUAUUGCUGUUCUGAACCCGGCGACUGGGGAAGAGGAGGUUCCUGGUGUGUGGAGGCCUCGGCGGGGUGGUGUUAAGCGCAGUGUUAUUGCGAAUAUGAUCAAGACGGUGCUGAAGAAGGGUGGGGUUGGUGAAGAGGUGCUGGAGGGGUUGGAGGGUGUUGAGGUUGAAUGA